AUGCCUCGAGGUCAGAAGAGUAAGCUUCGUGCCCGUGAGAAACGCCGCCAGGUCCGUAAUGAGACCCAGGGUCUGGCGAGCGCUCAGGCUAUCGCGGCAGAGGAAGGAGAGUCCACCUCUGCCGGUCGUCUCUCUGGGGGCAAACCUGAGAAUCUGCCUGAUGCUGAGAUGCCUAGCACUCCUACGGAGCCUAAGGGAACCCUGUCUACCACUAAUACUACUGCAGCUGUUUCAUGUGCCAAUUCAGGUGAAUGUGCCAACGACCAAGAUGAGGAAAGCUCAAAAUCCUCAAACAGCCCUGAGCACUUUCACAGAGAUCCUUUAAACAAGAAGGUAGUUUUGUUGGUGCAAUUACUGCUGCAGAAGUAUCAAAACAAAGAGCCAAUUAUGAAGACAGACAUGAUGAAGUUAGUUAACAAAAAGUACAAGGUUCAUUUCAAUGAGAUCCUCAAGAGAGCCUCUGAGCACAUGGAGCUGGCCUUUGGUGUUGAUUUGAAGGAAGUGGAUCCCAUUAGGCACUGCUAUGCCCUUGUCAACAAACUAGACAUCGCUUUUGAUGCAUCAGUGAAUGAAGAAGAGAACAUGCCCAAGACCGGCCUCCUGAUGAUUGUGCUAGGUGUGAUCUUCAUGAAAAGCAACUGCGCCACCGAGGAGGAGAUCUGGGAAGUGCUGAAUAUGAUGGGUGUCUAUGCGGAUAAGAAGCACUUCAUCUAUGGGGAUCCCAAGAAGGUCCUCACUGAAGAUUUGGUGCAGCUCAAGUACCUGCAGUCCCGCCAGGUGCCUGAUAGUGAUCCUCCCCGCUUGGAGUUCCUGUGGGGCCCAAGAGCCCACGCCGAAACCAGCAAGAUGAGAGUCCUGGAGUUUUUGGCCAAGAUCCAUGAUACCAUCCCGAGUGCCUUCCCAGCCUGGUAUGAAGAGGCUUUGCGAGAUGAGGAAGAGAGAGCCCGGGCCAGAGCAGCAGCCAAGGCUCGUAUUGCUGUCAUGGCCAGGGCGCGCUCCAAGGCCUUGGUUAGCAGUUCCUCCCCCACUAAGUGA
This is a messenger RNA of Pteropus alecto (black flying fox), 1035 nucleotides long. RefSeq names its product melanoma-associated antigen B18. Bases 1 to 1035 code for a protein of 344 amino acids. The record is from RefSeq and is a predicted model, not a curated record. The transcript has a single exon. Gene Ontology annotation, cellular component: nucleus. Gene Ontology annotation, biological process: negative regulation of transcription by RNA polymerase II. NCBI's taxonomy places the organism in Eukaryota, Metazoa, Chordata, Mammalia, Chiroptera, Pteropodidae.